CGAUCCGUGUGCGUCCCAGUAUUCGUGUUCGGCUCACAAGCUUCGCGAACGUCGUCAAGGUGAAAUCGUCUUGAGUCACUUGAACGAGCAGUGGGAUACUUAACAUCAGCGUUGCGAGCCGAGGGUGAAAAUGAUACGUCGUGCAGAUUACACUAAGGGGUUACUCGUACUAUUUUUCUUCGCAGGGUGUGUAUUCAAUACAGCGUACAGUAUACCUUCUUUGACGCUGACGCCGACGCCGACACCGACGUCGACAAAAGUGGAUGAACAGCUAUACACGACGCGUCGAACACCAAAGGUUGUCAUCGAGUUGCCCGUUUCGAAGUCCAGGCUUCUUUUGCCGGCGGUGAAUUUCAAGCUAAAAAGCACUACCGUACCAAUUAUCCGCACUACGAUGACAUCGGAGUUAUUGUCGACGACGCACAGAUCGUUCUCCACGGAGGAACCACUUUACCGUUUGGACGGCAGCAACGGACAAGCGUGUAUCCUACUGCAAGUGGAUGCUUUGAUUACAGUGAAAUAUCGAACGAAGGUUGGGGAGGAACAGGAGGCGAACAUUUACGUCCCGAACGAUGCAACCGUAACUGGGAAUUGCGAUAACGAAAACACAGUGACGAUGUCCCUAAAGUGGCGGGCCUUCGUGUUAUCGUGGAGCUUCGCAAAGACACCCGGCGGCGAACGAUGGUACGUCGAAAAGAUCGAAUUGACGUACAACUCCAGUGAUCGACAUUUCGAGCAUACCGAUCAACCGAAUAAAACGAUUCGAGUGAGUACCGGACAAAGGCACAGCUCCAUGCUGUUCCCGACACCAGUUGGAAAAUCGUAUUCAUGCGACGUCAAAGAAAUCUCUCUGACUGAUGGCAAGAAUAAUGCUAUCUUAUCCCUCAGAGACAUGAAACUGCAACCGUUCAAGUUUAAGAAUAAUGAGUUCGCGGCGGAAUUCUCGUGCACGUCGCUCAGCGCUCGCGGAUUUCGUGACGAAACGGCGCCUGUGGCGGUCGGCUCGACGCUCGCAGCAGCCACUCUCCUUACUAUCACCGGCUACGCGGCCUAUCGCUACUUCAAGGUGAAGAAGGUUAAGUACGAUACCAUGGAAUAAAUGUAUAUUAGCUACCCGGAAACGCUGCCUAGGACGAUGCCAAAAAAUCGCGCGACGACGCACCGACGAGUCCCCCAAAAGCCAAAGAGAAGCAAAUUUUAGAGAACGACCAAACUUUUUCUACGAGACGCCCUUGUCCGUGGUCCGCGUGAUCAUGGUCGUCGUUGUUGUUUUCGUCUCGACGGAUAGAAUAUAUUUUAUGAUUAGUAGACUGCGGGUUUUUAUACAAAACAGAACGUUUACAGUAUCGGCAUAAAACA
This is a messenger RNA of Ceratina calcarata, 1359 nucleotides long. RefSeq lists its product as uncharacterized. NCBI's taxonomy places the organism in Eukaryota, Metazoa, Arthropoda, Insecta, Hymenoptera, Apidae. Gene Ontology annotation, cellular component: plasma membrane; lysosomal membrane; late endosome membrane. The record is from RefSeq and is a predicted model, not a curated record. Gene Ontology annotation, biological process: establishment of protein localization to organelle. The coding region runs from base 131 to 1099 and encodes 322 amino acids. The transcript is spliced from 7 exons.